GUCAACGGGGCCUGGAUGAAGGGGAAGCUGGUGCAGACGGGGACCAGGGCUCUGCUGCUCAGAACCACAGCAGUUCUCACCUGACGUCACUCAGGAAGCAGCCAUGGCAAGAGGAUGAAACCCGAGCUGAGGACACGUUGACAGAGAGCCACCUCCGCGUCCAGGCUUCAGAGGAAAGUCACAAUGGAAGGACGCAGCAGGCCUCCAGGAAGGCCCGAAUCAGCCACCCUCCGCUUCCCAGUGACAAGUCCCUCUUCACGUUCUUCUGUGGCGCCUUCCCAGACAAACAAGGGAACGUGAAACCCCACAAGGCCAGAGGCGGCUGCUUGUCGUCACAGGAGCCUCCUGCUGAAAAAUGCCUUUUCCCGCCUAUAGCGUCCGCCAGAGGCUCAGAGCAGAGUACCCUGGGGGAAGCAGAGAAAAGGAAGGCACCAAGGGCUCUGAAGUUGCCUCGUAUUUUAGAAGAACCACCCAGAGUCCUCAACCCCCUGCGGAGCCGAUUUAAAGGCCAUGUACCUCCAAUGGAGCUCUUCAUUAUCCCGAUGGAGAUCCAUUUCCAUACUCCACAGCCCCCCAGAGAAAAGGCCUGCAGAAGAGGUGCCCAGCAGCCCCUGUCAGAAGCAGAAGAAGCCAUGCCUCUGGGGCGGCCUCCCCUGAAACGUCUGUUCUUAGGAAGGACAAGGGGCCUAACAGCGCAUCUCCCAGUGGACAGCAGCCAGGACACACCCUCACUGCCAGGUACUUCCUCUCUCCCUCCAGCAUCCCGCAGCAAGCUCACUCCAAAUGGAAACCAGGCAAGACAAAGGAGGGUCCUCAGCAGAGAGAAAGGAGGCUGCCAGGGGGAUGCGUUGGCCCAGAGCGUAGACCAACCUUUGGGACCCUCGCCCCCAAUUGAAGGAAAGAAAAGCCCCGAGAUCCAGAGGGACUCGGACAGCGCCGGGACACCAGGCUGCAGCAGUCCCCCGGAUCACCCAAUCGAGAGGAUACUGCCAGCAGGACCAGAUGAGUACAGAGAUCCCACAUGGAAACACUUCUUGCCAAAUCCAGAAGGUGAAAAUGUCCGCCUGACCCUGCAGGGGCUCAUGGGAACAGAGGCGCUUCCCCCGGGACAAG
This is a messenger RNA of Psammomys obesus (fat sand rat), 1113 nucleotides long. RefSeq lists its product as uncharacterized. NCBI's taxonomy places the organism in Eukaryota, Metazoa, Chordata, Mammalia, Rodentia, Muridae. The record is from RefSeq and is a predicted model, not a curated record.